UACUAAUUGCCAUUAUAAAUUCAAUAGCAAAGGUUCUAUGGGAAGCAAGCAAGAGAGAACUGACUGAACGUGAGAUAUUCUUUGUUGGUGCAAGAGAGAGCAGAGAAGGUACUGUCGUAGGACGGCUGUGGAGACAAAGAGAGUAAAGGAAUAUUGCAUCUUCAACUGUUAGUACGUACGUACAUCGAUAUCUCCCACACCUAAAAUACUGUACAUCUGAGAAGUUACUCUUAGGUCACUGGCAAAGAUUCCAAUUAUUUAUAUCAUUAAUUGCAGCAGCAAUGGCGAGUUCAACUGAUGAGAACGUAAUUGUAGCAGAAGACGUGAUAGAGGCAAGGGAGGUGAUGAGCGAGAUAGAGGAAGAACAUGUGAACGAGCUAGAUGAAGGAGAGGUGAACCGCUGUGAUCAGCCGAUAGAGGAAGAAGAGGUGAACGACUGUCCGAUAGAGCAAGUUCGGCUGACAGUCCCAAUCACCGAUGAUCCAACGAUGCCGGCACUGACCUUCCGAACAUGGGUGUUGGGGGUCUUUUCGUGUACCGCGCUUACCUUUGCAAACCAAUUCUUCUCCUUCCGACAGAACCCGAUAGCCAUUGGAACAAUUUCAGCCCAGUUAGUGAUGCUUCCACUGGGAAAGUUGAUGGCUGUGAUGCUACCGGAGAAAAAAGUGACCCUACCCAUCACUGGUUGGUCGUUCUCGUUGAACCCGGGGCCCUUUAAUAUUAAAGAGCACGUCCUUAUUACCACCCUUGCUAGUGUUGGAACUGGUAGUGUAUAUACACUCCAAAUUAUCACGAUUUCCAAAGUUUUCUACAAGAUGGAAAUCCAACCUCUUCUGGCCAUCUUGCUAACCCUAACCACCCAGAUGCUUGGGUAUAGUUUGGCCGGUGUCUUCAAGAAGUACCUCGUCGAUUCACCUUACAUGUGGUGGCCAGGCUCUCUUAUUCAGGUGUCCAUGUUCAGGGCACUACAUGAGAUGGAAAAUAGGGUAAAGGGUAGAUUGACUAGGUUUCAAUUCUUCUUCAUAGCCCUUGUCUCUUGUUUUGCUUACUCUAUCAUCCCUACCUAUUUCUUCCCUUCAUUAUCUGCACUCUCUUUAAUUUGUUGGAUUUGGCCAAAGUCAAUCACAGCCCAUCAAAUCGGUGGAGGCCUACAUGGUUUGGGCCUCCUAUCAUUUGGGCUUGAUUGGAAUGUGGUGUCCUCUUUUCUUGGUAGUCCAUUGGCUAGCCCAGCUUAUUCUAUUAUAUGUUCCCUUGUGGGUGCCUUCCUUGCACUUUACUGUGCAGUCCCUAUCAUUUAUUGGACAAAUGGCUUUGAAGCCAAGAGGUUUCCAAUCUUCUCAAGUUAUACGUUUGAUAAAUCUGGAAACCCUUACGAUGUCAAAAGGAUAUUGGAUAAGAAGACAUUCAAUUUCGAUCAAGGAGCGUAUAAUAGCUAUAGUGAGGUUUACCUCAGUGCCAUAUUUGUAUUUGCUUAUGGUAUGAGCUUUGCCACACUAGCUGCGACUGUCUCCCAUGUCACUCUUUUUAAUGGAAGAUCAAUUUGGAGACAACUGAAGUCAAGCUUACAAGACAAGUCUGGAGAUGUGCAUAACAGGAUAAUGAAGAAGUACGACACAGUUCCACAGUGGUGGUUCUACACCAUCUUUGUAGUUGUGCUUGCAUUUUCCAUUUUUGCAUGUGAAGGGUUUGGUGGAAAACUCCAACUUCCUUAUUGGGGUGUGCUAUUAGCCAUCACUUUAGGUCUAGUUUUUACACUACCUAUUGGUGUAAUAGCAGCAACUACAAACAGAGAACCUGGACUGAAUGUGAUCACAGAGCUGAUUAUUGGUUAUCUUUACUCAGGGAGACCAAUUGCCAAUGUUGUGUUCAAGACCUACGGUCACUUAAGCUUGAAUCAUUCAAUAUAUUUCCUUUAUGAUUUAAAGUUGGGACACUACAUGAAGAUCCCUCCUAAGUCCAUGUUCUUAGUCCAGAUGGUAGGCACAUUGAUCAACAGCAUGAUAGGAUUUGGCACAGCUUGGUGGAUUCUGACUACUGUGGAGAACAUUUGUGAUGUUACUAAAUUACCAAAAGGAAGUCCAUGGACAUGCCCAAAUGAAAAUGUUUUUUUUAGUUCUUCCAUUAUAAAUGGUGUGGUGGGUCCACUUCGCAUGUUUGGGAAGCUUGGCAUGUAUGCAAAGUUGAAUUGGUUCUUCCUUGUCGGUUUGAUUUCACCAGUGCCAAUCUGGUGGUUAAGUGGCAAGUUUCCACAACAUAAAUGGAUUCAACUCAUCCACAUACCCCUCAUAUUCUCUGGUGCUACUGCCUUUCCAGUAAUUAAAGCUGUUCACUUUUGGACUUGGGGUGUAGUUGGGAUCUUCUUCAAUGUUUAUGUGUAUCAGAGGUACAGAGGAUGGUGGACUAGGCACACUUAUGUUCUCUCAGCGGCCUUACAGGCAGGGGCUGCUUUCUUGUCACUGCUUGUCUAUUUCUCUCUCCAAAUGAACAGUAGAUUUGGUCCUGAUUGGUGGGGUGCGGAUGGAGGAGAUCAUUGCCCUUUUGCAACUUGCCCUACAGAUCCAGGGAUUGUGGUUGAUGGCUGCCCAUCUGUGUCAUAAGAUAAUUUCUUUCUUCAAUUGUGUGUUUGUGUAUAAAAUAUCAUUUAUUAGCAACACUCAGGAAAUAAAUCUUGCGUAUUCACUAGCCAUUCAAUA
This is a messenger RNA of Macadamia integrifolia, 2693 nucleotides long. Its product is annotated as oligopeptide transporter 1-like. The coding region runs from base 282 to 2597 and encodes 771 amino acids. The transcript has 9 exons. Gene Ontology annotation, molecular function: oligopeptide transmembrane transporter activity. Gene Ontology annotation, biological process: transmembrane transport. The record is from RefSeq and is a predicted model, not a curated record. NCBI's taxonomy places the organism in Eukaryota, Viridiplantae, Streptophyta, Magnoliopsida, Proteales, Proteaceae.